UCUCUCCCCUCUUCUCUUCUGUCUCUCUCUCUCUCUCUCUCUCUCUUAACUUUCUCACAGAGGCCUGCAGUGUUUGCAGUCUGCUUGAUUUCUUAGACAAAGCUCCGCCCUCCCCCGCCCACCCUCCUCAAGUUUCCAUUGACUGCCGUCCACAAUGGCCGACCGAGUCCACCCCCGCGACUCGCCCCUACACAACGAGACGGCGCCGUUUCCUUACACCUCCUCAUCGGAAUCCCCCCGAAAGCCCUCCCCUCCGGAGUCCGAGAAGCCAGUCCCUUCGCCGGGCACCUACGUCAUCCAGAUCCCCAAGGACCAAGUCUACCGCGUCCCGCCGCCAGAGAACGCAACCCGCUACAAGAAUUACACUCGUCAGAACCCUCGCCGAAGUUCCUGCCGCUGCUGCUUCUGCUGGUUCUUCGGCCUCGUUGCCGCCCUCAUCCUCCUCUCCGCCGCCGCCGCCGGCAUCUUCUACCUCGUGGUCCGCCCCAAAUCCCCCAACUACUCAAUCGAUAGCAUCGCGUUCAGAGGAUUCAACUUGACGGCGCCGUCCCCGUCCUACGCCAUCUCGCCGGAGAUCCAGGUCACCGUUCGAGCCCAAAACCCUAACAAAAAGAUCGGGAUCUACUACGGAAAAAAGAGCUCCGUCAAACUCUUCUACUCCGACGUCAAAUUGUGCGACGGAGCUCUGCCGGCGUUUUACCAGCCGUCAAGCAACGUAACGGUGUUCCGGACAGCGUUAAAGGGGUCAGGGAUCGAGCUGACGAGCACGGCACAGCAGGGGUUAGUGGAUGCGCAGAAGCAGGGGAAGGUACCGUUGGGAUUGGACAUAAGAAUGCCCGUUAGGAUUAAAGUGGGGCCCAUAAAGACGUGGACGAUCAAUGUCAAGGUUGGGUGUGAUCUAACGGUGGAUAAGCUGACGACGGAGGCCAAGAUUGUGUCAAAGGACUGUGAUUACAGUGUGGAUCCAUGGUGAAAAAUCAAUCAACUAAGAAGGGAAGAUAAAUGAGAGAAUAUAUAUAUAUAUAUGUAUGAUUAGUUUUGUUAAUUGUUUUGAUUUGUUAACUAAAUAUGUUUUUAGAUUUAUACGGUUACGAUUUUACCAAUUGCAGACUUAUUAUUUAGCCACACAAAUGUUUAGCUAUAAUUUUAAUAUAUAUGUUCUUUGAUAAUUUGUUAAAAAAAAAAUAAAAAAUAAAAAAACGACUUAACUCUUUA
This is a messenger RNA of Pyrus x bretschneideri (Chinese white pear), 1215 nucleotides long. Its product is annotated as NDR1/HIN1-like protein 13. Gene Ontology annotation, cellular component: plasma membrane. The transcript has a single exon. Bases 155 to 973 code for a protein of 272 amino acids. Lineage: Eukaryota; Viridiplantae; Streptophyta; Magnoliopsida; Rosales; Rosaceae. The record is from RefSeq and is a predicted model, not a curated record.